GAAAAAUACAAAAUUAUCAAGUGAUAGCUCUCGUUUCUCCGCUGCAAGAAUUGAUAAGAAUUUUCUUCAAAAGAAAAAUCUUUUUAAGUUGUUCACCGAAUUGUAACUCUAAAUCUUCACCUUGGGAGGGAAACCCUUCAUGACUUUGUGAAUUUUUGUAGUUUCAUCUGCAACACUCCGCAGCUGUUAAGAAUGGAGUUGUUAUUUAUUCUUCUAACAGCUGUGCUUUCAGUAAGCUGUAAAAAAUUAGUUGAAUUAGAUCCAGUCAUAAACUUGGAAGAUAUAGGACCAUACGAGCCGCAACAAAUUCAUCUAGCUCUUGGCAGAGAUGCCUCUGAGAUGGUUGUAACCUGGAGCACUUGGAAAAGCGUUGGCACACCUUUUGUCAUUUAUAAUCAAACUUUUCGUGCAGAUGGAUUCUCAAAAUUAUUCUCGGACUAUGGGAGUUUACAUCGUCAACAGUACUUUCACCGAGUGACGCUCAAAAAUUUGAGUCCAAACUCUACCUACACCUACAAAUGUGGAAGUGAUCUCCAAAUGUCUGAAGAAUUCUGGUUCAGAACGUUCCCAGGAGAUGGCGAAGACUGGAGCCCCAGUCUUUUGGUCUACGGAGAUUUAGGCUUAAAAAAUCCCCAAUCAGUGAAGGCCAUUACAAAAGAUGUCAUGUCCAAAAAGUACGAUGCCAUCUUGCAUGUUGGAGACUUCGCUUAUAACUUUGAUUGGGAAAACGGAACGGUUGGCGACAAAUUUAUGAAUCUGAUUCAGCCAAUUGCAGCUUAUAUUCCAUACAUGACAUGUCCAGGAAAUCAUGAAGGCUCAAACUUCUUCCACCAUUAUCGGAAUAGGUUCAGUAUGCCUGGAGACUCUCAGAGCAUGUACUACAGUUGGAACAUGGGUCCUGUUCACUUUAUCUCGAUUGACACGGAAGCAUACUACUUUGAUUUUAUUCGCCUGGUACAGCAGUAUGAGUGGAUCCGGUCUGAUUUGAAAGAGGCGGCAGAACAUGAGCACAGGAUUGUCAGACCAUGGAUCAUCACUUACGGACACCGCCCGAUGUAUUGCUCUGAUGACGAUGAUGAUGACUGUACGCAACGCGAAUCAAACGUCAGAGCUGGUAUCCCCAUACUCAGAGACUUCGGCCUAGGUUUUGGGCUUGAAAAAAUAUUUUACUAUUAUGGAGUGGAUAUGGAAAUUUGGGCCCAUGAGCAUUCAUAUGAACGUAUGUGGCCAGUGUAUGACCACAAGGUUUACAAUGCCUCUCUAGAUGCGCCAUACGUGAACCCUUCUGCCCCUGUCCACAUCGUAUCAGGAUCAGCUGGAUGCCAGGAGAACACAGAUACUUUCCCUAACAGUGUGCGCGAAUGGUCUGCAUUCAGGAGCAGUGAUUAUGGUUAUUCAAGAAUGAAAAUUCACAACAGAACUCACAUACAUUGGGAGCAGUACUCAGAUGACCAGGACAAAGUAAUUGAUAGCUUUUGGCUGGUGAAAGAAAAACACGCAAUGCGGCCUUUGCCGGACGAUCCUGAUGUGAAUAGUUUCUCAUGAUAAUUCUGUGCAACUCAACAACAAUGCUCAAUCACAUUAGUCAGCAAUCUCUGAUCAAAUUAGUGUCGUUAGCAAUAACCAUUGAAAUUAUUUUACAGUUUAUUUUUAUAGCAUGUUAUCAUUUUUCUUGUUUUAUCUCUGGUCUCUUACUUUAUUUUUAAGGUUUUCAUUGGUCUCGCUGAAGGUGCUUUUUCUUCUUACAGCAUGGAACAAAUUAGUUACUAUUUAUCUUUUUCAUUUACUCUAUUUUAUUUCAUAAAAGACAUAUUAAAAUGGUUGAUGUUUUAAAAGCGGUCACCACAUAGGAACUUUUUCCAUUUCUUUUAACCGUUUUUUAUUAGCAGUCGGAAGAAAACGACACUUACUACAUGCUUCAGUAAGCCGGUUGUGAAUAGUUGAAAAUAAUUUUAGACUGAAAUUAUGUAUAAUCAAUGAUCAACUUUAAUUCUAACUAUGAUGAACAUAUUUGUUUUAUAACUCUUCAUGAAAGUUGUUGCUUCUUUGGAAAAGGAAAAAAUAUCGCUCCUUAAAGAAUAGUUCCAGGCCUGUUUGGUGAAAGACACAGUUAAGCUUACUGUUAUCAUAUACGUAAAAGUACAUGUAGCUAUCAAUUUAUGUAGGCUCUUUGUUUGUGGACAAAGUUCUUGUUACUUUUUAUUUAUGCCUAAAAUGAUUUUGUAAGUCUUUUUUUCUCACAUGAUGGGCAAGCUUCUUUCUAUUGUGUAACUCAUUUUGAACGUGAAUUGAAAUCAUCGAGCAAAUUUUAAUAACGUGCCAUGCUGCAUUUUUUUGCCAUCUCAUUUACCAAAAUUUUCUCCCAAAAAUGAUUUAGGUAACAAAUUUUCAGGAAAAUUUUUUUUUCAAUUUUUUUUAAACAAACUUGUAUUUUUUUCAAUAAUUUCGCAAAAUGCUAGAAGUCAUCAAGGUUUAAUAUGAUCAAAGAUUUUAAUUCAUGAGAAAAUCUGUUACAUCUCAGAACCUAGUUGCCGCUUGGCCCAAUCUAUAAGAGGGGUUCCAAAAAAAAAAAAAAAAAACAAAGUUGUAAUUUAAAAAAUCUGAGGAUGAAAGGCUCACCAGAGAUUAUUAACGGCUGGUAGCUAAAAAUUCAUAGACAUCAGUCUUUUAGGUCUGGAUAUAACUGUGUAUGUUACAAAAAUUAUGUAACCAGGAGCUUCAAAUGAUGAUUUGAUCAAAAUUACUAGCGGUCGAAUCGUCAAUUCACGUUUAUUUACACUUCUACUUCUGCCGCAGAAUGGGUAGAUGCACAUGAAAAGAGGCACUUUUGUUUGCAUUUUCAUUAACAUCAACUCAACUUAGUCCCAAGACUAUUGUAAGUUACCUAUGACGGUGUAAUUUUUAAUGCUUUGUUAUUGAUUGUUUCUUAAAUAAAGAAGAGAUGAUUACACUGA
Molecule: messenger RNA, 2954 nt
Organism: Bemisia tabaci
Lineage: Eukaryota; Metazoa; Arthropoda; Insecta; Hemiptera; Aleyrodidae
Product: acid phosphatase type 7
Molecular function (GO): metal ion binding; acid phosphatase activity
Source: RefSeq, a predicted model, not a curated record